Messenger RNA from Polistes canadensis, 1375 nucleotides. RefSeq lists its product as uncharacterized. The record is from RefSeq and is a predicted model, not a curated record. The transcript has 4 exons. The coding region runs from base 36 to 737 and encodes 233 amino acids. NCBI's taxonomy places the organism in Eukaryota, Metazoa, Arthropoda, Insecta, Hymenoptera, Vespidae.
GAUCUUACAAAAAAAUAAACAACGAGAUAAACAAGAUGAUCCUGCUCCCACUGACCUUGGUAUUGGUCCUCGCAACUAUCUGCAUAGCAGACCCAGCGAUUAAUGAAGCUAGACCACACAGUAACAGGCCAGGAAGAUUCUUAUCACUUCCGAAUCCUCAAAAAUGUUCUAACCGACCUAAACAAUUCAAUUUCCGUGGUCACAAUUAUUUCUACAGCGGACACGUUCCCGCCCACGCUAAUCAAAAAGUCGAUUGGUUGGAUGCUAGAAACAUUUGUAGAGAAUAUUGUAUGGAUUUAGUAUCUAUGGAAACUCAAGAGGAGAAUAAUAUGGUCUUCAGACUUAUACAACAGAACGACGUUCCUUAUAUUUGGACAUCCGGUCGUCUUUGUGAUUUCAAGGGUUGCGAAAAUCGACGUGAUUUGGAACCUAAAUCAUUGUACGGUUGGUUCUGGUCGGCUAAUCGUGAGAAAAUGUCACCAACCAACCAGAUACCACCUGGCUGGGGUUUCAAUCCUUGGUCUCAAACUGGACACAAGAAAGUUAGGCAACCUGAUAAUGCGGAAUUCGAUAUCAACGGUACCAACGAGUCCUGUUUAUCUGUACUUAACAACGUUUACAACGAUGGUAUAGCUUGGCAUGAUGUUGCUUGCUACCACGAGAAACCUUUCGUUUGCGAAGAUUCCGAGGAACUCCUCAAUUAUGUCGCAAAUACCAACCGUGGUAUUCGUCUGUGAGAGCUUGUAUACGCCUUCGCAGGCCAACGUGAUGUCACGACGGUGGUCCUUCUUCUCAUCAGAAUCAUCAACACCCACCUCACCCCCCUUUUUUUUUUUCCUUCUUUGCUUUUACACGUUGCAAUAGAGAGACACCACGGUAACGUUAUAUUAAUUCAAUGAAAUUGGUACAAGGAAAAUAUUAUUUGAAUAUUUUUCAUAUAUUAGUUAUUAUUCUAAAAGGAAUUCGUUCUUAUUAUUUCAUCAUUUUUAAUUGGCCUUGUUCCUUUUCUUCUAAAGUCUAAAAAUUGUUUAUAAUUAUCAUUAGUUAUUACAAUUAAGAGUAUUCUGAUUAAUUUAGAUUGUCUCUGUGAUAACAAAAUAAGCAUUCGUUUUUCGAUUAUAUAUCAAUAUUUGAUUUUGUCAUAGAAAAAAAGAAAAAUGUCCAGUUUAUCGUAAAUGUGUCUCGUCGUUGCAACUUUUUCCUUCCUUCUCAUUAAACGAUGAAGUUCAACUAUAACUCUUUCCACUUCGUCCAAUGUGUAAUUAUGAUAUUUCCGAUAAAAAGUAAUUUUCAUUAUGUACACGUAUUUAUUGAUAGAUAUCUGGCUGACAGUUUCUGUACAUUUAUGAAUAAAUCGUAAACGUAGGUCUAGUAA